Messenger RNA from Ostertagia ostertagi, 291 nucleotides. The record is from the annotation of a GenBank genome assembly. NCBI's taxonomy places the organism in Eukaryota, Metazoa, Nematoda, Chromadorea, Rhabditida, Trichostrongylidae.
AUGUCCUUUUCAAAUUCAAACCCAGGACCAUUUCCGAACUUCCCAAUUCCACCUCCUGGACUCGCAGCACCACCUUCAAUGGGUGCACUUCCGCCAGGAGUCCGUCCCCCAUCACCUCCGCGAAUGACAGGAAAUGGCGCUGCAAUUCGACCAGCGCCUCCGAGCCGUUUAUCGCCGAGUCGCCCAUUGUCAGCACCAGAAAACGCUGGAACGUCAACGCUGAUACGGAGAGCAUCAGCCGCAUUUCGAGCUCCGAAAUGGGAUAGCAAGAGGUCCAAAGCAGCUGUCUGA